UGUUGGAGCUGUUUCAACGUAGUUGAAACAACACAAAACCAAAGUUAAUUAUUUACAAAUAAUUAACUUUGGAAAUAAAAUGCAGGUUGCACUUACUUGUGGUUCAAGGAAUUGGCCUGUAAGUGGUCUAAUGUUAAAAGAAAAAGCUAAGGAAUUACAUUCCCAACUUAAAGAAAAUGAGUCCGGGUUCAAUGCUAGUGACGGAUGGCUUCAGCGAUUUAAGAAAAGGUAUGGAGUUAGACUUCUUAAAGUAUCCGGAGAAAAACUCUCAUCGCAGCCUGAAUUGGUGGAUCCAUUUAAGCUAAAAUUGAAACAAAAAAUUGAAGAAAUGGAGUUAUGCAAUGACCAACUCAAUAAUGCUGAUGAGUCUGGUUUAUUCUGGAAACUUUUACCAGAUAAAACGUACGUUGCAAUGCAAGAGAAAAGUGCUCCUGGUACAAAGAUGGAGAAGCAACGUGUAACGUUCCUGUGUUGCGCAAAUGCAUCAGGUGCACAUAGACUUAAACUUUUGAUAAUUGGUAAGGCCAAAAAUCCACGCAGUUUUAAAAACUUCGUUUGUCCUACGGAUUAUAAGAAUUCGAAAUCGGCCUGGAUGACGUCAGCCAUUUUUAAGCAUUGGUUCCAUCAAUCCUUUGUACCACAGGUGAAAUUGUUUCUAAAGAAGAAGAACUUGCCAAUGAAGGCACUAUUACUUAUCGAUAAUGCUCCCUCUCAUCCAAGCGAAGCAGAAUUAAAAACUGAAGAUGGAAACAUAAUUGCCAUGUUUAUGCCACCAAAUGUCACCCCCAUAAUCCAACCAAUGGAUCAAAAUGCUAUUAAAAUAACAAAAUUAUACUACAGAAACAGCUUGUUAGCUUCGAUAGCAGCUAAAAACUCUGAUUUGCUUCAAUCAAUGAGAAAUGUAACUUUGAAAGAUGCUGUCACUCUUUUAUCUGUCGCAUGGGAUCGGGUCAGCACAGAAACUCUUGCCAAAUGCUGGAAAAAUAUUUUAAGUUUGGUUGGAAACGAGGAGGACCCUGAAGAUAACAUUCCACUAAGUAUUCUAAAAGAGAAAUGGGAUGCAGAAAUUAAUUCUUUAAUGCAAAUGUCAGCCGAUCUCCUUCAGGACUUAAGUCCUCAGGUUGAGUUUACCCUGCCAAUGGUUCAGGAGUGGAAUAAUGAUACCUGUGUUAAUGAUACCACUGAAAUCCAUGAAAUUGUGCAAAACGAAGAAAGUGAUGACGAUGAUUGCACUGAUCCUGUUAAAAAAGUUGCCGCAAGUGAGGCAAUUGAAAUCUUUAACAAGGCAUUACAAUGGGCAGGAGAUGCAACGGUGGAUCAAAGUGACAUGAGUGUACUUAGACGCUUAAGGGAGAAAGCAAUAUUUCAGCUAUUAGAGAAGAAAAAGCAGCAGAAAAAGAUAACGGAUUUCUUUAAUGCAUAAAUGUAAUGAGUAAUUUUAUUACUAUGUAAUUUUAUUUCAAUUGAUAUUUUCUCGUUAUCUCGUUUUGUUUUGUAAUGGAUUUUAAUAAAAUUUUAGUUUUAUAUUGUAAUAAUAUAAAUAAUAAUAAAAGAAUAUCACGCUCAAGCGUGUAAAAUACAGAUUUAUAAAUUAAAAUUUGAUAUUUUUUCAUGAAAUUUGACAAUCGCUAACGUGAACAAUUUCGC
Lucilia sericata (common green bottle fly) is the source of this 1647-nucleotide messenger RNA. Its product is annotated as jerky protein homolog-like. Gene Ontology annotation, molecular function: DNA binding. The record is from RefSeq and is a predicted model, not a curated record. Bases 80 to 1423 code for a protein of 447 amino acids. The transcript has 4 exons. NCBI's taxonomy places the organism in Eukaryota, Metazoa, Arthropoda, Insecta, Diptera, Calliphoridae. Gene Ontology annotation, cellular component: nucleus.